Molecule: messenger RNA, 3830 nt
Organism: Bemisia tabaci
Lineage: Eukaryota; Metazoa; Arthropoda; Insecta; Hemiptera; Aleyrodidae
Product: histone deacetylase HDAC1
Biological process (GO): heterochromatin formation
Cellular component (GO): NuRD complex
Molecular function (GO): histone deacetylase activity
Source: RefSeq, a predicted model, not a curated record
AUUGUAAACAAUGACAGUCUAUUGGUCUAUUUCCUUCUCCUGUUUCUGUUCUGCACCAAAAAACUUUUAAUGAAUUUUUACCCUAACAUUGAUAAGAACAAUCUAUUAUCACAGUGAUUAAGUAUAAUUUUCUCGGAAAUUCUGUCACUAUAGUUCUCAAUACUGUAACCAGUGCAAGUGAAGCACUUCAAUCAGUUGAAUCUCACAAUGACUGCCCCUCACAGCAAGAAGCGCGUUUGCUACUACUAUGAUUGUGAUAUUGGAAAUUACUAUUAUGGACAAGGCCAUCCCAUGAAGCCCCAUCGCAUAAGGAUGACCCACAAUUUGCUGCUAAAUUAUGGCCUCUAUAGGAAGAUGGAAGUCUAUAGACCUCACAAAGCUACUGCUGAAGAAAUGACCAAAUUUCAUAGUGAUGAAUACAUACGGUUUCUGCGUAGUAUUCGGCCAGACAACAUUUCAGAAUACAAUAAACAGAUGCAGAGAUUCAAUGUCGGAGAGGACUGCCCUGUCUUUGAUGGUUUGUAUGAAUUCUGUCAAUUAUCUGCUGGUGGAUCAGUUGCUGCAGCGGUGAAAUUAAACAAGCAAGCCUCAGAAAUAUGCAUUAACUGGGGUGGAGGUCUCCAUCAUGCCAAAAAAUCAGAAGCAUCCGGAUUUUGUUAUGUCAACGAUAUCGUUUUAGGUAUCUUGGAACUAUUAAAAUAUCACCAAAGAGUUUUAUACAUAGACAUAGAUGUGCAUCACGGAGACGGUGUUGAGGAAGCAUUCUACACUACGGAUCGUGUCAUGACUGUAUCAUUCCACAAGUAUGGCGAAUAUUUUCCUGGAACUGGUGAUCUCAGGGAUAUUGGUGCUGGAAAAGGCAAGUACUAUGCUGUUAAUAUUCCAUUACGAGAUGGCAUGGAUGAUGAGAGCUAUGAAUCAAUUUUUGUACCGAUUAUCUCAAAAGUUAUGGAAACGUUCCAACCUAGUGCUGUAGUCCUGCAAUGCGGCGCUGAUUCUUUAACUGGAGAUCGGCUUGGUUGUUUCAACUUGACUGUCAAAGGUCAUGGAAAGUGUGUAGAGUUUGUGAAGAAGUACAAUCUACCAUUCAUGAUGGUUGGUGGUGGAGGUUAUACUAUUCGUAAUGUUUCUCGCUGUUGGACCUAUGAAACAUCCGUGGCUCUUGGAGUUGAGAUCGCUAAUGAGCUACCUUACAAUGACUAUUUUGAAUACUUCGGCCCAGAUUUUAAACUCCAUAUUAGCCCUUCCAACAUGGCAAAUCAGAACACUCAAGAGUAUUUAGAAAAAAUCAAGACACGCUUGUUUGAAAAUCUACGGAUGUUACCCCAUGCUCCUGGAGUUCAAGUCCAAGCGAUCCCAGAAGAUGCCAUCAAGGACGAGAAUGAUGACGAGGACAAAGUCGAUCCGAAUGAAAGGAAGCCACAGCGAGAUCAAGAUAAACGCAUCUCCCACGAUAACGAAUUCAGCGACAGCGAUGAUGAAAGUGGAAACAGGAAAGAUCAGAGGUCAUAUAAAAAUGGAUCCACGCCGUCCAGUAAAAAACCACGUUUAGAACAAGCAAAGGGAGAUGCUGGUGGCAAAAUCGAAGAAGGAAUCAAAACUGAAGGCAAGAAUCCUUAAAUGUGGUAGCACAACUCGGUCUUCUGUGGAAUGUUCAGAAACUUUCUGUGUCCAGUUGAGCUGUUUUUGUUCAUUAAAAAACCAUAGCAUGAUGGGGAAACUCUGACGUUAGUUUGUUUUGCUUAGCCAAGAACUGAAGAAUUGGCUCUCUUUUUUUCUACUCAAAUUUUUCGAAUUACUCAUUUGAAUCUUGACACGUUCCUUCUUCUAUUCAUUGCAUUCUUUGUUUAACAUGUUUUGUUUUAAAUAGAACCAUGAGGAUAUUUUACACGGUGUAAUCUUAGUUUAUAAGAGAUAUUCUCAUCGGCCAUCGGAAAAACUGAACUGCCGAAAAUAAAUUCAAACGAAUAAUGUAAAUAACUCGUUGGGCUCAAGUUUUCAAUUUUUUACCUUUUUUACAGCCUAUUUUAUCUGGUCAAUCAUCGAGUCCUUUAUCAGUCUUGAGAUAACGUUAAUAACCUUCGAAAAUUGAUCAAUGCGACGUUACAGAAUGUGGCUCUUGGUGUCGAGCAUCAUUAUCUUGCUCAUGAUGAUUGUCACUUCAUUAAUUUCCUGUCGUAUUGUUUUAUACUAUAUCCAUAAGCCUGUGUUACACUAUCAAAAUACUCGAUCAAAAUGUCAAGGUCAAGUGCUGUUAUGGUCCAAGUCAUCGAAUAAGCUAAUCACAACACCUGACCUUAAUAUUUUGAUGGCUAGCUUUGAUAGUGUGACUCAAGCAAUAGAGUUGUAAUGAAGGGAGUAUGUUCGAUUACAUAAUAUUCACCAACUUAUUCACUAGUCUCUACAACUUAUUCAUCAGCCCAAGGCUGUUGAAUAAAUUCUGGUUAUUUUGUUAUCUUUCUUUUACAUAAAAAAAAAAUGAACCGAUUCUGUUAAUAGUUAGGUUAUAAAGUAAGCAAAUGCUGAAGUUUUUUCUUACGCUUAUUUGAUGUAAUUUUGAUCUCCUGAUAUGGAAGUAACAUAAUUUUCUUAAUUUUGUAUCUCUUAACUUAAGUAACUUAGAAUCGGUGUUCUGUCAUCGAUGCCUUUGUGGAAGACGCAUAUUUUUUGCUAUAGCAAUUUGUAACUCUGCCUGGCAGUGCAUAACAUUCCUAUCUCACUUGAGUGUUGCCAAAUAUCAGUAGGUGAAGUCAAUUUUUCUGCAAAAACUUUACACAAUCUGUCAAUGCUGUUGUAAAACUGAGCCUGCAGUGAGAAUAGAGCAUUUCAGGAUUUUUGAGAAAAUUGUUUCGGUAUCAUGAACUUUACUUCUAUCCACUCCUCACAUAUUUUAAAAAGGUACAUUUGUGUCAUUUGUUUGCAAUUUGUAGCAACUGUCUUGCAAAACAAGAUGUGUCUGAACAGCGUUUUAGUUAUUUUUAAUUUCGUUGCGUGUUAUUUGCCUCCUCCAAACCUCCAAUUGCAUCGAACAUUCAGAACUUAAGGGUUAAUAAUAUGCUGAUGAAAACUAUGCACUGUUUAUUCAGAAAAUUUAGAGAAGAAUCACUUGUAUGUAGAUGAAAUGCAAAAUUAAUGUUUACUCGCAACAAUUUGUAUGUUCUUUCGGAAAUCAAGUAAUGUUACUUUGUAUCCACAGCUGUUUUUUGACAACAAAUUAUUUUUGCUACAAAUGGACGCAGCUGCAAGUCUUUGGAAUCUUGUUCCUCGCUUUUCUUUGUAUUUUGUUUAAUUUAUUCUUUUGAGCUGAAAUGAAGUUUGCGCGAGGAGCUUGUAACAAUUAAAUUUGUAAAAAUGUCUAGUGGAGACAAAGCCACGGAAAGUUUUUGUCCUUUUUUAGAGAGUGUUUUUGUAUCCAAUGAUGAGUUGGUAAAAUCUGUGAUUCACCCCCGUAACAUUUCUUGUGUUCUUGGAAAAAAAGUUUCCAGGGCAGAUUUAACUAGGAAAUCUACAAAUAUUGUUUGCUCAUUUUUCAAAGUAACAAUUUUCCCUCUCGAAUUCCUUGUAUAUUGUAAAUAUUUAGGCCAACUUUGCUGAAGGAUAUAAAGGAGGGUGGAGGCCUCCAAUUAAGUUUCUUUUACGUUUCCUGGCCUUGAGAUUUUGUACCCUCUUAUCAAUAAGAAUUCUUUCAAUCAUCGUCUGUGUUUACUACCUUUGAAUCUUAAUUUUUAAAGACUAGUCUGCAAUGUUUCAAUGUGUGUCUUCAUUGUACAUUUUAUGUAUUGCAUAUUUCUCUCAUCUUUUAAAGAUUAAAUUUUGUAUUGAUUUUCAUA